AUGAAAGCCUCUGUUUGUUUUCCUAUGAUUAUUGUAGUUGUCUCAGUAUUGUUACUAUUUCAAUACUCUCUUCCAAUUUCAGCUCACCAAGAUCUUUUGGAUACAAAUGAGCAUGAUCAUCAUCACGUAACACAAAAUAUAUCAUCAUUAAAUCCCAACUAUGAUCAUGAUUAUCAUAAGCUUAAGGCGUACAUAAGGCGUGGGGGCGGCGGCGGCGGUGGCAGUACUGGUGGUUCAAGCGGUGGCAGUAGAGGUGGUGGUGGCAGUAGCGGUGGCUCAAGUGGCGGUAGAGGUGGUGGUGGCAGUAGCGGUGGUGGUAAAGGUGGUGGUGGCACUGGCACCGGCAGUAAAGGAGGUGGCGCAAGUGGCGGUAGUAGAGGUACAAGUGGCGGCGGUAGAGCUGGUGGCAGUACUGGCAGUAAUGGUCGUACAGGAUUUGGAACCGGCGGGAGAGGUAGUGGAUUUCCAAGCGGUGGUGUUAGUGGCGGCGGUGGAAGAGGAUUUGGAACUGGAACUAGAGGAAGUUCAUCAUCGGCAACGGCUCUAAAUGGCCAACGGCCUAAUUCUGGUCUAUUCAUUCAUGUCUUAUCGUCUAUGGCCCUUAUCUUAGGCGUUGUUUUGUUCUAA
Messenger RNA from Cannabis sativa, 627 nucleotides. RefSeq lists its product as uncharacterized. NCBI's taxonomy places the organism in Eukaryota, Viridiplantae, Streptophyta, Magnoliopsida, Rosales, Cannabaceae. The transcript has a single exon. Bases 1 to 627 code for a protein of 208 amino acids. The record is from RefSeq and is a predicted model, not a curated record.